AUGCAUUAUGAAUAUCAAACAAAAAAACUAUGGCAUCGUUUACGUAUUACAAAUUUAUCACCAAGUAUAUUUACAUUACUUCUCAGUAUAUUUAAAAAUUCUUUUGAUGAGAAUGAUAACAAACAACGACGAAUAACAACAGCAGAUGUCGCUAGUAUAUUAAGUAAAGAUGUAUUUAAAUUUAUUAAUAAAUUACUAGUUGGUGAUGUUGGUCUGACCGAAAUGUUGAAUUUAAAAACAACAUUUUCUAACAAUAGUAUUGAUAUAAAAAAUGAAGUUAUAAAAUUAUAUUUAUCUCAAAGUGGUGAUAGUAAAAAUCUGAGAAGACAAAUUGAAAAAAUAUAUGAAUGGUUACAAAUAUAUCAAUAUUUUAGUUUUAUAUCAACAAUUAUCGAUUGUAUAAAAUCUUUUGAAAUUAUAGAUGAUAAUAAUCAAUCCAUAACACAAUUAAAAAAUCUUAGUAAUAUUGAUGAUAAACGUAUAAAACAUAUAUCAGAAUCAUAUGAAACAUCAAAAAUUAUAUUCAAUGGGUUAGAUAACAAACAUUUACAAUUAAUUAAAGUGACAUUGGAAUGUCAUUCUCUUAUACAAAUGUUUAAGAAAGCUGAUUUAUAUAGUAGAAAAGGACGAUUAAAAUUUCGUGAAUUACGUGACAAUUUAACGACACAAUUUCAAUUACAAGAAAAAUUUAAUCUUAUAUUAAAUGCUCUUAUUGUAACAUAUGCUGUAUGUGAACCAUUUGUUUUAAAAGUAUUAAAUGUUGAAGAAUUUUUUAAACGUUUGUUGAAUUUACAUAAUAUUGAUGAAUCGAUUAAUCAAUUACGAAUUGUUAAUGAAAAUAUUCAAUUAGUUAAUUUAUGGUUAUCAACCGAUGAAAUAAGUACGUUAGAUAAUGCAUUAAUAACAAUGGGACGAUUGUAUAAAAGUGGAAAGAUUGACAUUCAUUUAAAACAUUUAAUUGAUGAAAAAUCUUAUUUUGAAUUAAACUAUUCUAUAGAAAAAAUACGUCAUAUGACAACACUGCAUGACAUUGAUAAUAUUUCAGUUUCUCCUCUUCAACAACAACAAAGUCUUAUGAGACGUUAUUACAGUAAUGAAAUAGAAAAAAUUAAUUUCACAAUGUCACAAUCUGAUAUAAUUGAUCAUAAACGACAACUAACAUUUUGUAACGUUGAUUUACAAAAUAUGUCACAUAAAAAAUUGAUGCUUGAUGGACAACUACAAAUAUUAAAAAUUAUCGAAAAUAUUUUUUCUUUACUAAUUCGAUUAGAAUCAGUCGGACAUCCACAUUAUCAAAUGAAAAUAAUGUCUUACGAUAUUAGUGAUAAAAAUGGUGAUUUAUCUUUAAUAAUGAAAAAAGAAAGUGAACAACAACAACUGAAUAUCACUGAUAUAACUCAGGUGCAAACAUCUUUAACAGUUUGGAUAGAUAAUUUAAGAACUCAAUUAAAAACUUUGGAUAUGACACUAAAAAAUUUGGUACACUGUCUUCAAUGUUAUCGUAAAAAUUAUCCGAUCUUGAAAUUGUUUACAAAUAGACAAAUAAUGAUUAUGUUAAUAUUAAUAUCAUCAACAUCAACAAAUACGGAGUUAAAAGCAAUAUUUUUGAACCAGUUGUAUGACAACUAUCUUUUAAACAAUCAACAAAAUGAGGAUCAUGUAGAACAAAAGCAGCAGCAACAAAAACGUUUAACCAUCGAUUGUAUGAAACAUUAUUUGCGAAUGAUUGAAAUACACAAAUAUCAAAAUAUUCAUGAUGAUUUAUUUGAAAGAUAUUUGAAAGAAUAUUCUAUUGAGUUGCGUGGUGAUAUAGAACAUUCAUUAGACAAACUUUAUCAUUAUUUACUAGCAGAUAAAUUAACUGUGGACCAUCGUAUUUAUGUUUAUAAUGAUAAUCAUACACCAUUAUAUGCAGUUCAAAUUAAAAGCAUAAAAACAUUAUGGAUGAGGCCAAACACAUGA
Messenger RNA from Didymodactylos carnosus, 1962 nucleotides. The record is from the annotation of a GenBank genome assembly. NCBI's taxonomy places the organism in Eukaryota, Metazoa, Rotifera, Eurotatoria, Philodinida, Philodinidae.